Molecule: messenger RNA, 2180 nt
Organism: Lagenorhynchus albirostris (white-beaked dolphin)
Lineage: Eukaryota; Metazoa; Chordata; Mammalia; Artiodactyla; Delphinidae
Gene: RBM7
Product: RNA binding motif protein 7
Exons: 5
Coding region: 68-868 (266 amino acids)
Biological process (GO): regulation of alternative mRNA splicing, via spliceosome
Cellular component (GO): nucleus
Molecular function (GO): single-stranded RNA binding
Source: RefSeq, a predicted model, not a curated record
CUGAGAGUGCGCAGUGGGUGCGUCGGCGGCGACCCUUCGGCCUUUUUCGGGAGGGGACGAUGCUGAGAUGGGGGCGGCGGCAGCGGAAGCGGAUCGUACUCUCUUUGUGGGCAACCUUGAAACGAAAGUGACAGAGGAGCUCCUUUUCGAGCUUUUCCACCAGGCUGGGCCAGUAAUAAAAGUGAAAAUUCCAAAAGAUAAGGAUGGUAAACCAAAGCAGUUUGCGUUUGUGAAUUUCAAACAUGAAGUAUCUGUUCCUUAUGCCAUGAAUCUGCUUAACGGAAUCAAACUUUUUGGAAGGCCCAUCAAAAUUCAGUUUAGAUCAGGAAGUAGCCAUGCCUCACAGGAGGUCAGUUCGUCAUAUCCCCAGCAUCAUGUUGGAAGUUCAAGCCCUACUUCCACAUCUCCUAGCAGGUACGAAAGGACAGUGGAUAACAUGACUCCAUCAACACCAAUAAUUCAAAGAUCUUUUUCUUCUUCAGAAAAUUUUCAGAGACAAGCAGUGAUGAACAGUGUCUUGAGACAGAUGUCAUAUGGAGGGAAAUUUGGUUCUCCACAUCUGGAUCAAUCAGGAUUUUCCCCAUCAGUUCAGUCACAUAAUCACACUUUUAACCGGUCUUCAACCUCCCAGUGGCGCCAAGAUACACCAUUAUCACAGCGAAAAGUCAGACAGAAUUCUCAUACCUACGCAGUGGAUAGACAUUAUAGCCGUGAACAGCGUUACACUGAUCAUGGGUCCGACCAUCAUUACAGAGGAAGCAGAGAUGAUUUCUUCUAUGAAGAGAGAAAUCCCGAUGGCUGGAGCCAUGACUAUGAUAACAGAAGAGACAGUGGUAGAGAUGGAAAAUGGCGCUCAUCUCGACACUAACAAGUGUUAAAAGGAUGUUUUCAUAGUGUCAUUCUAGGCCCUUUUUGUUAAGUUGUUCCUGGGAAUGUUUUCUUUAAAAAAGUCUAUAGAGCAGCUUUACAAGUUGGCACAUUUCUUUAUAAAAUUUUUAAAACCUAAUUGCAGUCCAAUACAGAAAUGAGAAUUGUGGUUCUAGUUUUAUUACAUUAAUAACCUUUCACCUCAGGGUUUUAAGAAGAGGAAAGGGUUUUAUGCUAAAGAAAGGGCACAAUUCCUAAUCAUUUUAGACAAUUGAGGAAGGGAUGUAUUAUUUGGAUUAGUUGUAUUAUGAAGCAAAUAUUUUAAUUAUCUGUUACCUUUUUGUAUUACAAGAAAUUUCUUGUUAGGGAGUCAGAUUUUUGGUGUAUAUAAUGGAAAACAUUCAAGUUGAUAGUCUGAAAUGACUCAGUAUUUUGUUACUAAACGAGAAAAUGUAAAUUCAGUGAUUCAUUUUACUAAUAUUUGAGAAAACCUUUUGGUCAAGUUUGGGGCUAAAUCAUAUUAUUUAACUUAGAGAACUUAAGUGUAAGUUCUGUGACAUGAUCUUGAGUUUUACUGUAAGUGAGCAUACAAGUAUACAUCUACACAUGCUAUUUCAUUGUAAAAUUUUAGAAUUUGCUCAUUAAAACAUGUUCGAUGGGCUUCCCUGGUGGCGCAGUGGUUGAGAGUCCGCCUGCCGAUGCAGGGGACAGGGGUUCGUGCCCCGGUCCGGGAAGAUCCCACAUGCCGCGGAGCGGCUGGGCCCGUGAGCUAUGGCCGCUGAGCCUGCGCGUCCAGAGCCUGUGCUCCGCAACAGGAGAGGCAGCAACAGUGAGAGGCCCGCAUACCACAAAAAAAAAAAAAAAAAACAUGUUCGAUGUAUGACUGAAGUCACUCAGGAAGUUAAAUAUCUCUAAAUAUUUUUUUUACAGUAAAAAUACAGUGUUAAUGUAAAUCUUUUUCUGAAAGAACAAAAAUGUAAAUGCAUAGUCAGAUAAAAUAGUAAAAUGUUUUACUGAAAGUAUUCUUUUUUGGGAAAAAAGGUUCAUGAAACCUUUAAGUGAUGCCUCUUAUCACUCAAAUUUCUAAACUUUUAACAUUUUCAAAGUGCAAGGACACAUUUUAUUAUGGAGAUUGUACAGGGUUCUUUUUUGUUUGAACAUUUGAAAGAAUUUAGUCUAAAACACUUUGAUUUAAAAUUUUUAAAAUCUUGUUUAACAAAACUUUUAUGUAUCAAUAUGCCGUUUCCCUUUCAUUGUAGAACUUGUUUAUAAAAAUUAAUUCCUUGAAAAAUUUGGAUUCUUUUUAAUAUUAA